Chelmon rostratus (copperband butterflyfish) is the source of this 1773-nucleotide messenger RNA. It is a transcript of the gene opn4.1, whose product is annotated as opsin 4.1. Bases 1 to 1437 code for a protein of 478 amino acids. Gene Ontology annotation, biological process: visual perception; G protein-coupled receptor signaling pathway. Gene Ontology annotation, cellular component: membrane. NCBI's taxonomy places the organism in Eukaryota, Metazoa, Chordata, Actinopteri, Chaetodontiformes, Chaetodontidae. The transcript has a single exon. Gene Ontology annotation, molecular function: G protein-coupled receptor activity. The record is from RefSeq and is a predicted model, not a curated record.
AUGAGUCAUCACCACCCAACCAGGAAGCUGUCUCUCUGCUCCCGGGGAGAAAAUUGCACCUCCUUCCUUUCUGGUCACCAUAAUCACAGCAGGACGUCAAAGCUCCUCCACCUGCCUGGCCAGACGCCCACGCACCACACUCACCUGCAGCCUCACCUGUUCCCCACCGUGGACGUCCCUGACCACGCCCACUACAUCAUAGGCUCUGUCAUCCUGUUGGUGGGAGUGACAGGCAUGCUGGGAAACGCUCUGGUCAUCUACGUGUUCUGUCGCAGUAGAACAUUGCGGACACCCAGCAACCUGCUGGUGGUCAACCUUGCAGCUGCGGACUUCCUGAUGUCUCUGACGCAGUCUCCGGUCUUCUUCGUGGCCAGCUUGCAUCACCGCUGGGUGUUCGGGGAGUUUGCCUGUGAGCUGUACGCCUUCUGUGGUGCGCUGUUUGGCAUCACCUCCAUGAUGACGCUGACGGCCAUCGCGGUGGACCGCUGCCUGGUCAUUACGCAGCCACUGGCCCUGCUGGGCACGGUGAGUCGUGGCCGGGUGUUGGGGGUUCUGGCGGGGGUGUGGUUGUACUCUCUGGGCUGGAGUCUGCCGCCGUUCUUUGGGUGGAGCGCCUAUGUCCCUGAAGGCCUGCAGACGUCCUGCAGCUGGGACUAUAUGAGCUUCACUGCUGCUGUGCGUGCCUAUACUAUCCUGCUGUUCACCUUUGUCUUCUUCGUCCCUCUUGGUCUGAUCGCUGGCUGCUACUUCGCCAUCUUCUGGGCGGUGUGUAGGGCAGGUCGGGAGGUGGAGCAGCUGAACUGUGGAGAGACGAACAAGGCGUUCGAGCGUCUGCACAGUGAGUGGCGGUUGGCUAAAGUGGCUUUGGGAGUGAUCUUGCUUUUCAUCGUCUCCUGGUCACCGUACUCUGCGGUCGCUCUAACUGCCACAGCUGGCUAUGCCCACCUCCUGACGCCCUACAUGAACUCGAUUCCUGCCGUCAUUGCCAAGGCCUCCGCCAUCCACAACCCCAUCAUCUACGCUAUCACACACCCAAAGUAUCGCGCCGCCAUCGGCCGCUAUGUCCCGCUGCUGCGCCCUCUGCUGCGGUUGCAGGACAAGGACCUACGUUCGUCUUUCAGCUCCAGCGGCGCUUUGUCUCGUCGAGCCACACUCACCAGUCAGAGCUCGUCAGGGGUCCAGCUCGGUGCCAGCGUCCGGGCCAGCAGCCGCUGGGGGAAGACCCGACUGUCCUCAGCGUCCGACAGCGAGUCCUGCUGGACAGAGAGUGAAGCCGAUGGAUCCAGCGUCGGGUCAACGGCCUUCGCUCUACAGGUGUCCACUGACAUCACUGCCGACACCACGGACAGCAGCGACACUGCCCCCCUCAGCUCUAACACGCCUGAGGGGGGCGCUGCAGCAGAGGGAAGACCUCCACCCCAUCACACACUACGAUGACACGAUUUAAAAACUGCAGAAGAAGAACGUGUCCGCUGUUCUCACUGAUGUCUCCAGACUGAUUGAUUUCUAAUUGAAGACUUUGAUUUGAUGUAGAGGGGGCGGGGUGAUGACAUCACUGUUUUGCUUACUGUUGUCAUGGUUAUGCUGCUUGUGUUCACUGCUCUUUUCAGGCAAACUGUCCCAAAUUAUCCUGAAAUGUUGAGCUUCGGCUGAGAUGCACUUUAGUUUUAUUGAUUUAUUUAUUGAUCAUAGAGGCUGAUUUAGUGAUUGUGAUUAAGCUUCUAUCCUAAUGGAACCCUCACUCUGUUUAAAUGUUGGACAGCGCUGGAGCUU